AUGUCCACCGCAGCAACCCAGCAGCAGCCUCCGGCUAUACCUCCCCGCCCAUCCAGGGGAUCUCAGGACCGGGAACGUUCAGAACUCCCCAAAAUCCCACCACGUCCUAUCAAGCGUGGUCCCUCGCCCAACCCAGACCGAUAUGCACCGUCUCCUCUGAAUGGCGGUCUCCUCAGCCCAACAAAGAAGGACCAGCGUUCCAAUUCAAAUGGCGACCCAAUCGACCGAUCCAGAAGCGUCGACCUGCCGGCCGUUGUUGGCGAGGAGGGCAUGGAAUACGCAGCUCUGGCUGAAGAGCUGGCAUCGUCUCGCGAGCCAAGCACUUCUCCCACACAGACCCGUGCGGUGGACGAGAACAUGAAGAUCUAUGCCCCCACGGCGACCAUGCCUGCUUCGAGAGCCAAGCAACGCAUCAUGCAGGUCACCAGGACAGACUCGGACAACGCAGCAGCUUUUGGUAUCGGCAAGCCAAGCCAGGAUGGUGCCACGCCCUCUAAUCGCAGCCUGAAGAAGAAGGCUAGCACGGCUAGUGGUGAGGGUCACAGCGAGAUCGAGGACGAGGAGCACGGCAUCCCGGAAAUCGGACAGCAGAUCCCGUUGUUGAAGCAUGCUGGCGAUGUGCAAGCUCCGUCACCUGCUCCCGGGUCUGACGCGGCCAAGGCCCACAAGCGGAAGGGAAGCUCUCGAGGACUCCCCCCUGGAAGCUAUGGCCUGCACGGCCACAAUGUCGCUCCUCAGGACAAGCUCGACAAGGAGUACUACCAAAAGCACCCUGAGCUUCUAAGGCGGGAACACCACCCGUACCAAGCCGACCGCCCCACGGAUUUCGCCCUGAGCAGUGAGCAGCUCAACAAGCUGGUGAGAGAAACCGAAAGCACGGGUCAUGGUGUCGGCACAGAUGAGCAUAUGGGUGGACCCAGUGAACAAGCUGGCUGGGCCGCACUUGACGCUUCCUCGCGGCCUCAAUCAGCAAAACCCGGAGAGAAAGAGGUUCAUAUCGAAGAGCCCAACCGCAGGAGGAGCAUCCUGCUCAGUGGUGACCCUGUUCCUGCGCCAUUGCCCGAGGAGGGUACUGAAUACACGGCGCCCAUCCUGGCCGAAGACGAGGUGAGGAAGAACACCCCGCAGCGGGACCAGGUAGCAUGUAUCGAGCCUUCAAGGGAGCGCCGAGGAAGCGAUUAUGAGGCAGACCCACCACGCAGUCGCCCCACUAGCCGUCCGGCCAGCUUGUACAAGGUGGAUUCUUCCGACCUGAAGUCCACGCCCCUCGAGGACGUGGAAGAGUACGAGCCGCUUUUCCCUGAGGAUGACGACGGCGCCCCCAACAAGCAUCUCACCGCUGCUCAGAUUGAGAAGAUCAAGCAGCGAUUCCCCAGCAAGGAUAUUUGGGAAGACGCACCUAGCAGCGUGCAUCACACGGCCACUGUCUCCACGCCCGACCUGACGGAACAGAUCCAGAGGAGCAUUCCGCCUCGUGACCAAACAGAAACACCAGCCCAGGAAUGGGCACGUAAGCAGGAGGAGCUGGCUGAGAAGGAAUUGACACACCCUGACGCCUUCCUCUGGCGCAACCAAAAGCCUACUUGGGUCGGUCAUCAACCCCAUCUUGCUCAGGAGGCUGCUCAGGCUGGUCCCCGGCCCAAAAUGGCGCAGAAAUUCCCGAGCCGUGAUAUCUGGGAAGACACCCCAGACAGCUUGAAGCUUGAGACAACUGUGUCCGGCCCUCAACAGGAGCCUGCGUCGCCGGCAGAUAAUAAGCCUCAUAUUCCGGAGCGACCCCUGCGCAAGUCCAGCGAUUCUAAGGAGAAGCCUUCGAUCCCUGAACGACCCAAGAACAAGUCACCAGAGGAGACGUCCAAGCCCCAAAUUCCCGACCGCCCCAAGCCUCAGAUCCCCGCUCGACCUACGAAGGCUUCUGCUCCCACCGCUGCCUCGACUGACGCGCCGGCGCCCAAGGCAAAGCCCGCAGUGCCUGCUAGGCCGGCGGGCAAUAAGAUUGCUGCUCUCCAGGCCGGAUUUAUGUCUGACCUGAACAAGAAGCUCGGACUGGGUCCGCGGCCGUCGCAACCUAAGGAGGAGGCCAAGGAUGAAGUCCCCGAGGAGCCAAAGGAGAAGGCACCACUAUCUGAUGCCCGCAAGGGUAGAGCUCGCGGCCCUCAGAGGAGAGCUCCCGCUGCAGCGACGGCUGCCGCGACGGCGCCCUCGGACUCUGCAGUGAAGAAGCCAAAGCUGAGCUUCUCGACUACCGUCACUGUCUGGUCUUUGGACCCAGAUUCGGAGGGUACCAUCCAGGUUGGAGGUUUGAGCCCGGUAGAGGAAAAGCAACAGCCUAGCGUGCCUGCUGUUGAAGCUUCCACGGAGAAAUCUGCUCCUGCGAUUGAAGCUUCGACGGAAGACAAACCGGAGCUCGAGGAGGCCAAGGCUCCGUCAAGUUCAGAAAGUGAAUCCAAGCUGGAAGAAGACGCCGAUGCGGUUGUCGAAGAGAAGGAAGAGGAAGAACCGAAAACCAUAAAGCAGGAAACACUGGCAACGAACAUGGCCGGAGAAAGUGUUGAGGAGGCUACCAUUGAAGAAGACAAGGCCGGCAAGAUCGAGGCGAAACACGCUGAUGUGAACCCUGUUGAGGACUAA
This is a messenger RNA of Diaporthe amygdali, 2631 nucleotides long. RefSeq lists its product as uncharacterized. The transcript has 3 exons. Lineage: Eukaryota; Fungi; Ascomycota; Sordariomycetes; Diaporthales; Diaporthaceae. Bases 1 to 2631 code for a protein of 876 amino acids. The record is from RefSeq and is a predicted model, not a curated record.